UGUGUGUGAACACUUUAACCUCCUGGACGACACGCACACACACUGCUCGGAGGGUUUCAGUCCGUCAGCCGCGUUUCUGUUUCUGCGGCGUAGAAGUUUAACUUCUCUAGAAACUUCCCCGGAGGUUUUUCCAGAUCGGGUCCAGGCUGGAGGAAGAACCCGGCAGUGAGGGAGUCUGAGCCCGCAGGUCCAAUGUGAAGACCUGCGUCUGCUCCUCUCUGGACUUUGUGGACAGGAGCAGGAAACGGGGCUUUUCUUGUGAAGUUCCCCCAGCAGGAGAGAGUCUGAGGUCUGGUUCUGUUGGAGUCUGAAUCAGCUGCAGGAUGUCGGACUCUGCCUCCAGUUUCCUGCAUAUCGGGGAUAUCGUGUCCCUGUACGCGGAGGGAUCCGUGAACGGCUUCAUCAGCACCCUGGGGUUGGUAGAUGACCGAUGUGUGGUCGAACCGGCCGCUGGAGAUCUGGAGAAUCCCCCGAAGAAGUUCAGAGACUGUCUGUUCAAAGUUUGUCCUAUGAGCCGCUACUCGGCUCAGAAACAGUUCUGGAAAGCCAAACAAGCCAAACAUGAGAAAGACAAGAUCGCUGACGUGGUCCUGCUGCAGAAACUACAGCAUGCGUCGAACCUGGAGCAGAAACAGAACGAAACAGAAAACAAGAAAGUCCACGGAGACGUCGUCAAAUAUGGCACCGUCAUACAGUUACUCCACAUGAAGAGUAAUAAAUAUCUGACGGUGAACAAACGCCUGCCGGCGCUGCUGGAGAAGAACGCCAUGCGGGUCACUCUGGACGGGACGGGGAACGAAGGUUCCUGGCUCUUCAUACAGCCCUUCUGGAAGCUCCGCGCCAAUGGAGACAACGUCGUUGUAGGAGACAAAGUGAUCCUGAACCCGGUGAACGCCGGACAGCCGCUCCACGCCUCCAACUAUGAACUGACUGACCACCCGGGCUGCAAAGAGGUGAACUCUGUGAACUGCAACACCAGCUGGAAGAUCAACCUAUUCAUGAUGUUCAGCGACCACAGAGAGGAAGUCCUCAAAGGAGGCGACGUCGUUCGUCUGUUCCACGCUGAGCAGGAAAAGUUUCUCACCUGUGACGAGUACAAGAGCAAAAUCCACGUUUUCCUCCGAACCACGCUGAGACAGUCUGCAACGUCGGCCACCAGCUCUAAUGCCCUGUGGGAGGUCGAGGUUGUCCACCACGACCCAUGCCGUGGGGGGGCAGGCCACUGGAACAGCCUUUAUCGAUUCAAACACCUGGCCACAGGACAGUACCUCGCUGCUGAGGAGAACCCGGGUUAUAAAGGAGACAACGCUGAGCCUCCUCCUGCUGUGGAUGGUAGUCGUAGCAACAAGCGUUCCCACGGUGAAAGGAUAAAGUAUAAGCUGGUGGCAGUGACUCAUGGGAAUGACAUCGCCUCACUGUUCGAGCUCGACCCGACAACGCUGCAGAAAACGGACUCAUUCGUACCACGAAACUCUUAUGUACGGCUGAGACACCUGUGCACCAACACCUGGAUCCAGAGCACCAAUGUCCCCAUUGAUAUUGAUGAGGAGAGACCCAUCAGACUCAUGUUAGGGACGUGUCCCACCAAAGAGGAUAAGGAGGCGUUCGCCAUCGUCUCAGUUCCUGUGAUGGAGAUCAGAGAUCUGGACUUUGCCAAUGAUGCCAGCGCCAUGCUGAGUGUCGUGGUCGACCAGUUCAACCAAGGCUUCAUCAGCCAGAACGACCGCCGAUUUGCCAUCAAGCUGCUGGAGGACGUAGUUUUCUUCGUAGCUGAUGUCAUUAACAGUGGUCAGCCGGUCUUGGACGUAGUCAUGACCAAAGCCAACCGUGAGAGACAGAAGCUGAUGAGAGAGCAGAACAUCCUCAAACAGAUCUUUGGCAUCCUGAAGGCUCCCUUUAAAGACCGGGGAGGGGAGGGACCUCUGCUGCGACUGGAGGAGCUGGCAGACCAGAAGAACACUCCCUAUCAGUACAUGUUCAGGCUAUGCUACAGAGUCCUCCGACACUCCCAGGAGGACUAUCGUAAGAACCAGGAGCACAUAGCAAAGCAGUUUGGUGUGAUGCAGAGUCAGAUCGGCUAUGACAUCCUGGCUGAGGACACCAUCACUGCCCUGCUGCACAACAACCGAAAACUUCUGGAGAAACACAUCACCAAGACCGAGGUGGAGACCUUCGUCAGCCUGGUCCGCAAGAACAGGGAGCCCAGGUUUCUGGACUACCUGUCAGAUCUGUGUGUGUCCAACAAUGUAGCCAUCCCUGUCACUCAGGAGCUCAUUUGCAAGUGUGUGCUGGACCCCAAAAACCAGGACAUCCUCAUCAAAACAGAACGCCGGGUCCCCAGGGAAGCGCCACCUGGUGGUGUACCGGGAGAAUACAUGGGGAUGGAUGACUAUGGAGAUGAAGAUGAGGUAUGGCUGGUAUGGACGGAUAAAACCAAUGAAAAACAAGAGAAGAGCAUCAGACAGCUAGCCCAGGAAGCAAGACAAGGAAAUGCUCAUGAUGAGAAUGUCCUCACGUACUACAGGUACCAGCUGAAGCUCUUCGCCCGGAUGUGUCUGGACCGUCAGUAUCUCGCCAUAGAUGAGAUUUCAAAGCAGCUGGAUGUAGAGCUCAUCUUCCUGUGUAUGAUGGAUGAGACUCUGCCCUUCGACCUCCGGGCCUCCUUCUGUCGCCUUAUGCUCCACGCCCAUGUAGACCGAGAUCCUCAAGAGCUGGUGACACCUGUCAAGUUUGCACGCCUGUGGACGGAGAUUCCCACCGCAAUCACCAUCAAAGACUAUGACUCCAACAUGGACGACAGCAGAGACAACAAGAAGAACCGCUUCUCCAACACCAUGGUGUUCAUGGAGGAAUAUCUCAACAACGUUCUGAAUGACGAGCUGCCGUUUCACAACGAAGAGAAGAACAAACUCACCUAUGAGGUGGUGAGUUUGGCCAGACAUUUGAUCUACUUUGGUUUCUACAGUUUUUUUGAGCUGCUUAGACUCACCAGAACCCUGCUGGGCAUCAUCGACUGCAGACCCAAUCCUGGAUACUCUGGGCUCUUAUUCCAUGAUGAUGGAUCAGGGAAGAACGUGAAGCGCUCCAUACAUGGGAUGGGUCAGAUGAUGUCCACCAUGGUCCUCAACAGGAAGCAGUCCUUGUUUGGAGGUCCAGGAGCCAGAGGCUCAGGGGUGGGGGCGGGGCUUAUUCUUGAUGGACAGAGAGGCAGUAAAGAUAGUAUUGACCAAACAGACCUGACAGUGAUGGACACCAAGCUGAAGAUUCUGGAAAUAUUACAGUUCAUCCUGAACGUCCGUCUGGACUACCGUCUGUCCUUCCUGCUGUCCGUGUUUAAGAAGGAGUUUGUGGACGUUUAUCCCAUGGCUGACGCCGAUGCCACCACCAAUAUGGAGCAUGCAGCCACCAUCAACCUGCAGCACAUUGGAGAGCAGGCAGAGGCCAUGUUUGGAGUUGGGAAGGGGAACAGUAUCCUGGAGGUGGAUGAUGAAGGCGGUCGUAUGUUCCUGCGGGUGCUGAUACACCUCACCAUGCACGACUAUCCUCCGCUGGUGUCUGGAGCGCUGCAGCUUCUCUUUAGACACUUCAGCCAGAGACAGGAAGUGCUGCACACUUUUAAACAGGUCCAGCUGCUGAUCUCCUCUCAGGAUGUGGAGAACUACAAGCUGAUCAAGUCUGAUCUGGAUCGUCUCCGAACGCUGGUGGAGAAAUCUGAGCUGUGGGUGGAGAAGAAGAGCUCAAGUGGAGGGGACGGGAAGAAGGACAAAAAGGACAAGAAGGAGAAGGUGGAGGUGGCAUCAGAGGAAGUGACGCCCAAGAAAGAGAAACACGACAAAGGCAACGAGAACUACCAGAAAGUCAAAGAGAUCCUGGAGAGGUUGAAUAAAAUGUGUAGCACUGGAGUUUGGAAGAAGCAGCAGAGGUUGCUAAAGAACAUGGGAGCUCAUAAAGUCAUGCUGGACCUGCUGCAGGUGUCCUACGACCAGCACGAUGUGAAGAUGCAGGAGAUCAUUCGCUACACUCAUCUGUUCCUGCAGAAGUUCUGCAUGGGGAACCAGGAGAACCAGUCUCUGCUGCACAAGAACCUCAACCUCUUCCUUAACCCCGGGCUGCUGGAGGCAGAGACGGUGCAGCACAUCUUCAGUAACAACUACCAGCUCUGCUCCGAGAUCUCCGAGAGCGUCCUUGGGCACUUCAUCCACUGUCUGGCUACGCACGGCCGCCACGUCCAGUACCUCAACUUCCUCCACACCAUCAUCAAGGCAGAGGGCAAGUACGUGAAGAAGUGCCAGGACAUGAUCAUGACGGAGUUAACAAACGCCGGAGAGGACGUGGUUGUCUUUUACAACGACAAAGCUUCCUUCAACGCCAUGCUGGAGCUGAUGGCGGAGAGCAGGGAGGGCGUCGGCGAGACCAGCCCGCUCAGGUAUCACAUCUCUCUGGUGGAGCUACUGGCGGCCUGCGCCGAGGGGAAAAACGUUUACACAGAGAUCAAAUGUACGUCACUGCUGCCGCUGGAGGACGUGGUCCGAGUGGUGACGCACGAGGACUGCAUCACUGAGGUGAAAGUGGCGUACGUGAACUUUGUGAAUCACUGCUACGUGGACACCGAGGUGGAGAUGAAGGAGAUCUACACGUCCAAUCACAUCUGGAAGCUGUUUGAAGAUUUCACCGUGGACAUGGCCAGGGUGUGCAACAAACGAGAGAAGCGUCUGUCUGACCCCAUCCUGGAGAAAUACAUCAUCAACGUGGUUUUUGACACCAUCAACGCCUUCUUCAGCUCGCCAUUCUCAGAGAACAGCACGUCUCUUCAGACUCACCACACCAUCAUGACCCAGCUGCUGCAGUCGUCCGUCAGACUCUUGGACUGUCCGUGGCUGCAGCAGCAGCACCGAGGACAAGUGGAGACGUGCAUCAGGACGCUCGCCCUGACGGCUAAGAACCGCUCCAUCGCUCUCCCCCUGGACCUGGAGGCUCAGAUCAGCUCCAUGUUGUCCACGUCGGCUCUGAACUCUCUCUCCCGUUCCAACCCGAACUACAAGUCCUCAUCCCGCUCCUCCAGACCCAUCGCUCCCAGCAACCCCUGGGACUACAAGAACAUCAUUGAGAAACUACAGGACAUCAUCAACACUCUGGAGGAGCGUCUGAAGCCGCUGGUGAAUGCUGAGCUCUCCGUGUUGGUCGAUGUCCUCCAUCAGCCUGAGCUGCUGUUUCCAGAAGGAACAGACGCCCGACAACGCUGUGAGGCCGGAGGAUUCAUCUCUAAGCUAAUCCAGCACACGAAGGCUCUGAUGUCCUCAGAGGAGAAGUUGUGUAUCAAAGUUUUAAGGACUCUGCAGGAGAUGCUGAUCAGGACUCUGGACUUUGAUGAAAAGGGAAUCUCACUGAGGAAGGUUUUGCUGCAGAACUAUCUGUUUCCAAACAAGAAGAACAACCAGAAGAACGACCUGGCAGAGCUCAGUGCUGCAGGCGGGGAGCAGGAGCGAGACUGGGCAGCUGUGGCGGCCGUUCAGUGUCGUCUGGACAGAGAAGGAGGAACGAAGCUGUUCACCGAUCUGGUGAUGAGCACCAAGAAUGACAAGAUCUUCCAGGAGAGCAUCCAGCUCGCCAUCUGUCUGCUGGAGGGAGGAAACACCGAGAUACAGAACUCGUUCUACAAACUGAUGAUGGGUGACAACAAGUCUGAGAAGUUCUUCAAAGUUCUUCACGACAGAAUGAAAGAAGCUCAGACCGACAUUAAAGCUACCGUGUCAGUUAACGUAGGGGAGGUGACGCAGAAAGCCAAUGAGAAGGAGUUGGAAGCAGGUGGCUCUUCAGGUUUAGUACUUCCUGGUUCAGGAGCCCACCCUCUGCUAGUUCAGGGUCAGGGCAUCGCGCCAGCCCAGGGGGCCGCCGCUGUCCUGCCUGCCCAGCAGGCUGAAGAGCAGAGAGAAGUGGAGACAGAGAUGGGACCGGCUGUGAUCAUCAUGAAGCCCAUCCUGAGGUUCCUGCAGCUGCUGUGUGAGAACCACAACCAGGACCUGCAGAACUUUCUCCGCUGUCAGAACAACAAGACUAACUACAACCUGGUGUGUGAGACUCUUCAGUUCCUGGACAUCAUGUGUGGAAGCACAACUGGAGGUCUGGGCCUGCUGGGCCUCUACAUCAACGAAUCAAAUGUCCACCUGAUCUGCCAGACUCUGGAGACCCUCACGGAGUACUGCCAGGGGCCCUGCCAGGAGAACCAGACAUGUAUCGUGACCCAUGAAUCAAACGGCAUCGACAUCAUCACGGCGCUGAUCCUGAACGACAUCAGUCCUCUGUGCCGCUAUCAGAUGGGGAUGGUGCUGCAGCUGAAGGACAACGCCUCCAAGCUGCUGUUGGCUCUGAUGGAGAGUCGCCAUGACAGUGAGAAUGCAGAGAGGAUCCUGUUCAACCUCCGCCCUCGAGAGCUGGUGGAGGUGAUAAAGAAGGCAUACCAGCAGGAGAGCGAAUGUGAGGACGUGGAGGAGGUGGAAGUUUCUCCUCGUGAGGUUGGACAUAACAUCUACAUCCUGGCCCAGCAGCUGGCGAGACACAACAAAGUCCUCCAGAAUCUCCUGAAACCACCGAAGAAGAACAAAGAGGGAGAGGAAGGGAUCUCCUCUAUGUUGAACCUGAACAACCGUCCUCUAUCUCAGAUGUUGAAGUCUUCAGCCCCUGCUGCGGUGGUUGAACAGGAUCCUCUGGAGUACUAUGACCUGCUCACAGCACAGAUAGAGAUCGUGCGUGAGGACCGCAGCAUGGAGCAGAUCGUGUUUCCUGUUCAUCCCAUCUGUGAGUUUCUGACUGAGGAGUCCAAGAUAAGAGUCUUCAACACCACUGAGCAGGACGAGCAGGGGUCAAAAGUCACUCACUUCUUUGAACAGACGUCCUUCCUGCACGGAGAGAUGGAGUGGCAGAAGAAGCUGAGGAGUAUGCCCGUGCUGUACUGGUUCUCCAGGAGGAUGUCUCUGUGGGGAACCAUCUCAUUUAACCUCGCCGUCUUCAUCAACCUCAUCAUCGCCUUCUUCUACCCCUACGACUCAGGACAAGUGGGGGCGAUCGACAACUCCUUGCUGCUGAUGCUGUUCUGGAUCCUGACCGGCCUCUCGGUGUUGGGUUUGUUCUCUCAGCGUUAUGGCCUUCAGCCGCUCACCGUCGCUCUGAUCCUCAGGUCCAUUUAUCACCUGGGCAUCGGGAACACGCUCAUACUGCUGGGCUCACUCAAUCUGAUCAAUAAGGUCGUGUUCGUGGUGAGCUUCGUGGGGAACAACGGCACCUUCAUCAUGGGCUACAAGGCCAUGGUGAUGGACGUGGAGUUCCUGUAUCACCUGGCCUACGUCCUCACCUCCACCCUGGGCCUGUUUGUCCACGAGCUCUUCUACAGCAUCCUGCUGUUUGACCUGAUCUACCGGGAGGAGACUCUUUUCAACGUGAUCAAGAGCGUGACAAGGAACGGGCGCUCCAUCCUGCUGACGGCGCUGCUCGCUCUCAUCCUCGUCUACCUCUUCUCCAUCGUCGGCUUCCUGUGUCUGAAAGAGGAUUUCAUCAUGGAGGUUGACCCGCUACCGCAGAUCGCUGCAGAUCCUCCACAGAGUGAAGCUUCUCAGGACUUCCUGAAUUCGUGCUCUUCAGACGGAGUCAGCUGCACCGCCGAGACACAGGAAGUUGCAGCCACCGAGGAGGAAGAGGAGGACAACUCGGAGCGGGCGUGUGACACUCUCCUGAUGUGCAUCGUCACUGUGCUGAAUCACGGCCUGAGAAACGGAGGAGGAGUUGGAGACGUUCUCCGUAAACCAUCAAAAAAUGAGCCGCUGUUUCCUGCUCGUGUGGUGUACGACUUGUUAUUCUACUUCAUCGUCAUCAUCAUCGUCCUCAACUUGAUCUUUGGCGUCAUCAUCGACACUUUUGCCGACCUGAGGAGCGAGAAACAGAAGAAAGAGGAGAUCCUGAAGACCACGUGUUUCAUCUGCUGUCUGGAGAGAGACAAGUUUGACAACAAGACGGUGUCAUUUGAGGAGCACAUCAAACUGGAGCACAACAUCUGGAACUACCUUUACUUCAUCGUCCUGAUCAGAGAGAAGAACAAGACGGACUACACGGGACCGGAGAGCUACGUCGCUCAGAUGAUCAAAAACAACAACCUGGACUGGUUUCCACGGAUGCAGGCCAUGUCUCUGGUGGUUACCGAUGGCGACGGUGAGCAGAACGAGAUGAGGAUGUUACAGGACAAACUGGCGUCGACGAUGAAGGUGGUGACGACUCUGACCACGCAGCUGACGGAGCUCAAAGAGCAGAUGACAGAGCAGAGGAAGAGGAGGCAGAGGAUGGGAUUCGUUGAUGUGCAGGCUGGAGCCAGCACAGCGCUGCCCCCUAGUGCCGCAGGAGGAAACCACCAGAUCUACAAAACAUAAGGAGAGAACCUGUUAAAUAACUGACAUGUAACUAUCAUGGAUGGACUGACCAGAUCUCCAUCUGUUAGCCAUACAGCUGGACUGAAGGAGGAAAUCAUUCACGUGGUUUUAAGGAAAAACACUAUAAAUGUAGAGCACAUCAGCGUCUCACAACAAACACAGGAGAAGCAGUUUUUUUUGUUUGCUUUUACUCUUAAAUGUCUCCUCUAAAAUGGUCCUGAGAGAGUGAGAUCUGCUUCUGUUCCUGAGGAAAAAUGAUGAUGGUGUCUCUGCUUAGUUCAGUUUGGUUCAUCUUUAGAUAAAUGUUCGCCACGUUUAUGUGAUGAAACCAGAAGCCUUCUGUUUGGUUUUAGUUGCUUAUUUAGACCAGAACAUGGUUUGGGUGCCAGAAAAGUUUUAAAAAUGGGUUUAAAUUGCAAACCUCUGGAAAUGGCGCCAUCUCUGUCAUAGCAUAAAUUGGAAAUAAGAAAUUCCUUUGAAAACAGACUUGCACAUGCUCACUGUAGCAUUUGUAGUCAUUUUUGGGAGCUGUGUGCACAGUGGUAAUUGUUAAAACAGUUCUAUUUUGAAUUCUUGUGUAAAUGUGGCCUUAGACGACGCACUUAAGCAUAAAAACCUUCCCAUGUACAUCAUCAACCACUGGUUUUAAAACAGUGUUUGUGUCUCCAGCAUUUUUAGAGGCUCUAACUCACUAAACAGAACAAUAUUUCUGGUGUUUCAAAGCAGGAUGGAUCCUUCUGGUUGACUUUUUAUAUUACACCUUACUCUGCUGGAGAAAGGUGUCCUUAAUGCUAACAGUAACAGAUAUACAUCAGUGAAAAGUGUUUGCCCCCUUCCUGAUUUUUGCGUAUUUUUCACACUUAAAUGUUUCAGAUCAUCAAACUAAUUAAAAACCUACCUGGUCCUAUGUGAAAAAGUCUUUGCCCCCUGAACCUAAUAACUGGCUGUUCCAUCCUUGGUAGAAACAACUGAAGGCAAGUAUUUGUGAGAACUGUCAAUGAGUCUCUUAUCAAUGUGGAGGAAUGUUGUCCCACUCUUCUUUGCAGAAUUGUUUUAAUUCAGUCACAUUGGAGGGUUUAAGGUCACACCACAGCAUCUUUAGCAUUUUUAGUCCAUUCAGAGGGGGACUUGCUGGUG
Messenger RNA from Cheilinus undulatus (humphead wrasse), 9551 nucleotides. RefSeq names its product inositol 1,4,5-trisphosphate receptor, type 3 (gene itpr3). Lineage: Eukaryota; Metazoa; Chordata; Actinopteri; Labriformes; Labridae. Gene Ontology annotation, molecular function: inositol 1,4,5 trisphosphate binding; inositol 1,4,5-trisphosphate-gated calcium channel activity. Bases 324 to 8414 code for a protein of 2696 amino acids. Gene Ontology annotation, biological process: calcium ion transmembrane transport. The transcript is spliced from 59 exons. Gene Ontology annotation, cellular component: endoplasmic reticulum; membrane. The record is from RefSeq and is a predicted model, not a curated record.